Messenger RNA from Drosophila nasuta, 4015 nucleotides. It is a transcript of the gene sktl, whose product is annotated as skittles. The coding region runs from base 769 to 3210 and encodes 813 amino acids. The record is from RefSeq and is a predicted model, not a curated record. The transcript is spliced from 2 exons. Lineage: Eukaryota; Metazoa; Arthropoda; Insecta; Diptera; Drosophilidae. Gene Ontology annotation, cellular component: plasma membrane. Gene Ontology annotation, biological process: phosphatidylinositol phosphate biosynthetic process. Gene Ontology annotation, molecular function: 1-phosphatidylinositol-4-phosphate 5-kinase activity.
UCGCACCAUCAUUCUACAGAGUUGACUCACACUGCGCGUAUGACUUGGCCAGCUGUGCUGUGCGCUUGCAAAUAAAAAAAAAAGAGAAAAAAUAGUGUAUCAAGAUUUCACUUUGUUUUUAAACAUUAUUAAACAAUAGUCGAAAUUACGAGUGUGUGUGGCAGUUAAAGCAAAAGUUUUUUGUGGUUUGUUUGCGGUGCGCGCGCGUCUCAAUUGUGUUUUUGUUCUUUUUCUCGUAUUAAGCACAGUGAGAGAUGUUCGGGGUCUUCAUGCGGCUGCCGCAGUCGCUGCUACGCGAAACAUAAAAGAAAUUUGCUGUUUGCCGCCGACGUCAUCGAACACGCAUACAUAGCGAGAUACACUAAGCACACACACACACAUGCACUAAGCAGUCAUUGAAAUUGUUGCUGGAUAUGUGAAUUAUGAAAGCAAUUUAUCAACUGGAAAUCGAACAGCGACAACAACAAACCACAAACUGUCUGACCAAGCAAGAAGAAAUACGCGAAGCACAACGAAACAAUAAAAGCGUUCAUUGAUCGACGCGUCACAGCAACAACAACAGCAGCUGCAGCGAAGGGUUGGAAGUGCAAGAGUAACAGAGUGAGAGGCGCAUAAGAUUCGCCGCUCUCAUCAGCAAUUGGCUGGAGUGCUAUACAACUACAACUACAACUUGUUGCUUAUACUAAACUUACACACACACGCACAUAGUCAGCUGUGUGCGUGUGACCUUUGGCGGCGUUUCCCCUCGAGCAUUUUGUGUCCCGCAGCAUGGAGGAGCAAUUGCAGCUGGAGCUACAGCCGCUGAACAAGCAGCAGCAGCAGCAACUCAGCAACGGCGAAGCAAGUGGAGAACAAGUGGAGCAUGUGGAGGAGCAGCAGCCACAGUCGAAACAACCGCCACAACUCAAACUAAACAUCAACACGUCAAGCAACUCGAUCAACGAUUAUGUGGCCACCACAACAGAACAGCUGCCCGUGAUACCAGUAAUCCAGCAAACGUGCAGCACGCCCAGCACACCGCUGCCACAACCGCAACCAGUUGAGCCCGUGGCAGGCACAUCGCGGCAACUCUUCAGGGAAGCGGCUAACGCUCAUGGCGGUCAGGAGUCGCUGGCGCUGCUGCAGCAGGAGAUUAGCAACAUUGCGGCCACGCAAAUUCCGAAGGUGUACAGCGACAGUUCGAUGCUGGACGCGACGGUGUCGAGGAAUCCCUCGACGAAGCACGAGAAGAAGAUCGGACAUCGUCGGGUGGCAGAGGGCGGCGAGGUGACGUACAAGAAGAUCCAGUCGAAGCAGAUCAUGGGCUCCAUUCAGCUUGGCAUACAGCAUACGGUGGGCAGCUUAGCGAGCAAACCGAAGCGAGAUCUGCUGAUGAACGACUUCUGGGAGAUGGAGACGAUUGCCUUUCCCCCGGAGGGUUCUUCGCUAACGCCUGCGCAUCACUAUAGCGACUUUAGGUUCAAGGUCUAUGCACCGAUAGCUUUUCGUUACUUCCGCGAUCUGUUCAACAUUGAACCGGACGAUUUUCUCAUGUCAAUGGUGGCAUCGCCAAUGCGCGAGUUGUCCAAUCCGGGUGCCUCGGGUUCGAUUUUCUAUCUCACGGACGAUGAUGAGUUCAUCAUCAAGACGGUGCAGAAAAAGGAGUGUGAAUUUCUGCAGAAACUGCUGCCCGGUUACUACAUGAAUCUCUCGCAGAAUCCGCGAACGCUGCUUCCCAAGUUCUUUGGCCUCUACUGCUUUCACUACAACUCAAAGAAUGUGCGACUGGUGGCUAUGAACAAUCUGCUUCCUUCGGAUAUUAAAAUGCACUCCAAAUACGAUCUAAAGGGUUCCACUUUCAGGCGCAAGGCGUCGAAGGCAGAGCGCCAAAAGGCGAGUCCCACAUUCAAGGAUCUCGACUUUGCCGAGCAUCAUCCCGAUGGCAUUUUCCUCGAGGCAGACACUUAUACGGCACUGAUGAAUACCAUUAAAAGAGAUUGCAUGGUGCUGGAGAGUUUCCAGAUUAUGGAUUACUCCCUGCUGGUUGGCAUACACAAUCUGGACAUUGCGGCCAAAGAGAAACGCGAGGAGCGCAUACGCAAUGCGCGGGCGAAGCUGCAGCGCAAAGAGGGAAGCGCAGCAGCGGCGCCUUUGGCCACGGUAAACGAUGACGAUGCACCCGAAGCGGAUCAGGUGAAUCAGCUGCAUGCGGUCGCCUCUUACGCUUCGAUACCGGGCACCUCGGCAGCGGGCUUGAAUCGCACACGCAGCAUGAAUCGCCAGCGUUUGGUGGCACAUUCCACGGCGAUGGAGUCCAUCACCGCCGAUCUGGAUGCCACGAUCGAGGAGGGCGACGAUGAGCCAAAAGGCGGCAUUCCCGCACGCUCGUCGAACGAUGAACGCUUGCUGCUCUACAUUGGCAUCAUUGAUAUACUGCAAUCGUAUCGUCUCGAGAAGAAGCUGGAGCACACAUUCAAGAGCAUACUGUACAAUGGUGACACGGUCUCCGUUUGUCGUCCGUCGUUCUAUGCGAAGCGCUUCCAGGACGCCAUGGGCAAGCAGGUGUUCAAGAAGACACCCACAUUUCCGCUCAAACAUUCCCCCUCGAAGCGCAAAACCUCCACCACCCAACUACGCACGCCGCUCCCCCGCACGCCCGCCUCCAAUGCGGCAAACGUGACGGUGAACGGCGGCGGCGGAGGGCGGCCAGUGAAUCUGGCCAUGUUGUCGGGCAUGUCGACGCCGCCGCCUGCGUUCGAUGACAUCUCCGAGGAGGAUAUUACGGCUGCUGUUUCCACCACAACGCUGCAGCAGCGCAGCAGCAAUAGCAACAGCAACAUUGGGAACAGCAUCGAGAAGCAUCGUCUGCAAUCCCCGUACUCUUAUGACAGUUCCAUGCGCAGCAGCAGCGCCUUGACCAGCGACUACAGCGACGAUGAGUCCACAACGGGGGCACAGAUCACUACGCGGCACACACAGCACAGCAAUGGCAACGUUGUGAGUCGCCAACACAGCGGCGACAUCGACAGACCGAACUCCGGGUCGAGGACACUGCAUCUGACCAAGACGAGUGUGCAGGUGACCACGGUGGGCUAUGUGGAGGAGACGCCUGCGCAUAUGGUGGAUGUGAAUGGGAAGCCUGCAACGGUGUUGCAUGCCACCACAAAGACGGCGCACAUCCAGGCGCCCAGCUACACAUCCACGCUGCUGGUGAACGAUGUGCCGCGAUGAGGAUUAGAGAGAGAGAGAGAGAGAGCGAGAGAGAGGAACGAGAAGGCGAUGGCGAUGUGUAAUAAAUAUCCUGUUUACCUACCCUACAGAUUGGUGCUGGCUUUCACUGAGAACACUGUAAUAUCAACACACUCCCCCCACCACCCGCUGCGUUGUGUGUGGCAUGUGGCAAGCGUAAAAGCGAGUGUGUGAGUGUGCCUCUCAUAUUCGAUGUGGCUGCUGCCGCGCGCACAGCUCGUUUAUCUUGAUUAAACAAAUACGAAAAAACGAAUAUGUGUAUUCGAUAUGAAAAUUUAUGUGGCGCGUUUGUUAAUUGACUGCCACACACUCACACACACACACAUACACACACUCGCGUUACUAUGCAACAUGUUAGAGAGCAAACGAAAAGCUGAAAUGAAAAGGAAAUCCUAGCAAAAAAAAUUCGACUCAAUUUGCUUUUUAUUUCGCUUUUCGUCUCCCCAUUAAAAUUUAUAAUUAUUUUCAUUUUCCUAUCACAUUUUGUUUGUCCUUUUCCCAUUUUUUUUUUAUGUUCGUGUUCGUUUUUGCUUUGGUUGUAAACUCGACUCGUAAUUUGUCUGUGGCCUUCAUUGGAUAUAGGUUCUUGAUAUUAUCUCUAUAUGUAUUACUGUUAGUCGCAAGUUUUCUCUGCACACAGCGAGAGAAAACUUCACAAAAUGCUUUAGCGCAAACAAGUUUGACAUUGUUAAUCUGUGUAUUUUUGUAUUAUAAAAUGCGUUUAUCUGUAUGCUAGGAUCAUAUUGUAUAUACUUAACAGAUUUAAUGAAAUAAACGAAAUUAUUAA